Molecule: messenger RNA, 1896 nt
Organism: Akanthomyces muscarius
Lineage: Eukaryota; Fungi; Ascomycota; Sordariomycetes; Hypocreales; Cordycipitaceae
Exons: 3
Coding region: 1-1896 (631 amino acids)
Biological process (GO): carnitine metabolic process
Cellular component (GO): peroxisome; mitochondrion
Molecular function (GO): carnitine O-acetyltransferase activity
Source: RefSeq, a predicted model, not a curated record
AUGUUGACGUCUAUCCGCAACCAAGGAUUGAGGAACAGCUUCCGCAGACUAGCCACUACACCUACGACUCUCACAAUGGCCCGAGGAAAGCACACUUUGCCGCAAGGCUACGUCGAGGACGCCUCCAAGGGUGCCAUGCUGCGAUUCCAAGACUCGCUGCCCCGCCUGCCCGUCCCGACGCUCGAGGAGACGGCCAGCAGAUACCUCAAGAGCCUGCGCCCACUGCUGACCCCCGCCGAGCUCAAGAACACCGAGGCCGCCGUCCAGGAGUUUGUCCAGCCCGGCGGCGUCGGCAGCAAGCUGCAGGAGAAGCUGCAGGCCAAGGCCGCCGACUCCAAGACCAAGAACUGGAUCUAUGAGUGGUGGAACGAUGCCGCCUACCUCACCUACCGCGACCCCGUCGUGCCCUACGUGAGCUACUUCUACUCGCACCGCGACGACCGCAAGCGUCGCGACCCCGCCAAGCGCGCCGCCGCCAUCUCCUCGGCCGUCCUCGAGUUCAAGAAGAUGGUCGACGAGGGCUCCCUCGAGCCCGAGUACAUGAAGAAGCUGCCUAUCUGCAUGGACAGCUACAAGUGGAUGUUCAACUGCUCCCGCGUCGCCGCCAAGCCCGCCGAUUACCCGCAAAAGUACUCGGCUGACGCCAACAAGCACAUCCUCGUCAUCCGCAAGAACCAGUUCUUCAAGGUCCUCCACGAGGUCAACGGCAAGCAGCUCAACCCCUCGGAGCUCGAGCAGCAGUUCCGCCGCGUCUACGAGACGGCCCAGUACGUCGCCCCCGUCGGCGCCCUGACCUCGGAGAACCGCGACGUCUGGACCGACGCCCGCGCCGUCCUCCUCGACGCCAGCCCCAAGAAUAAGGCCGUCCUCGAGGCCAUCGAGGGCUCGUCCUUUGUCGUCUGCCUCGACGACGCCGCCCCUGUCACCCUCGAGGAGCGCGCGCACGCCUACUGGCACGGCGACGGCGCCAACCGCUGGUACGACAAGCCCCUCCAGUUCAUCGUCAACGACAACGGCACCUCGGGCUUCAUGGGCGAGCACUCCAUGAUGGACGGCACCCCGACCCACCGCCUCAACGACUACGUCGGCGACCUCAUCUUCAACAACAAGCUCGACCUCUCCGAGGCUCCCGUCCGCUCCGACCUGCCCGAACCCCAGGUUCUCCGCUUCGAGGUCACCCAGGCCGUCCAGGCCGAGAUUGACCGCGCCGUCGCCGACUUCAAGCGCGUCAUCGGCGAGCACCAGCUUGCCGUCCAGGCCUACCAGGGCUACGGCAAGGGCCUCAUCAAGAAGUUCAAGUGCUCCCCGGACGCCUACGUCCAGAUGCUCAUUCAGCUCGCCUACUUUAAGAUGUACGGCAAGAACCGCCCCACGUACGAGUCGGCCGCGACGCGCCGCUUCCAGCUCGGCCGCACCGAGACGUGCCGCACCCUCUCCGAGGAAUCGUCCAACUGGUGCAAGGCCAUGGCCGACGCCUCGGUCGACGACAAGACCCGGGUCGAGCUCUUCCACAAGGCCAUCAAGGGCCACCUCGAGUACAUCACCGCCGCCUCGGACGGCAAGGGCGUCGACCGCCACCUCUUUGGCCUCAAGAAGCUGCUCGAGCCCGGUCAGGAGGUCCCCGCCAUCUACAAGGAUGCUGCUUUCGCCUACUCGAGCUCUUGGUACAUUUCCUCCUCGCAGCUGAGCUCCGAGUACUUCAACGGCUACGGAUGGAGCCAGGUCAUUGAUGGAGGAUUCGGCAUCGCCUACAUGAUCAACGAGGACAGCAUCAACUUCAACGUCGUCUCCAAGGGCCUCGGCAGCGACCGCAUGAGCUACUACCUCAACGAGGCCGCCGGCGACAUGCGCGAGCUCCUCGUCCCCACCCUCGAGGCUCCCAAGGCCAAGCUGUAA